Phlebotomus papatasi is the source of this 3226-nucleotide messenger RNA. RefSeq names its product palmitoyltransferase ZDHHC23-B (gene GABPI). Gene Ontology annotation, biological process: protein targeting to membrane; peptidyl-L-cysteine S-palmitoylation. Lineage: Eukaryota; Metazoa; Arthropoda; Insecta; Diptera; Psychodidae. The record is from RefSeq and is a predicted model, not a curated record. Gene Ontology annotation, molecular function: protein-cysteine S-palmitoyltransferase activity. Bases 105 to 1208 code for a protein of 367 amino acids. Gene Ontology annotation, cellular component: endoplasmic reticulum; Golgi apparatus. The transcript has 4 exons.
GAAGUGGAAUCAAGCAAAAUGUUUCGUGUGAUAUCAAAAGGAGGAAGAAGAAUGUUGAGAAAAGUGUGUGCAAUGCGGGCUUUUUUCCUGGGAUUCCCAUCGAAAUGAAUGAGAAGGAGUCCCUGUGUUGUUGUGAAUAUAUUGAUCGUGACAAUGAGCGCAAUCACAUUCUAGGUUGCUGUUGCAAUUGCGUGGAUUUUGACCAGGCUGCCGACAGCUUAUUCCGGUGUCAGUCAGUGUCCCAGGUACAGAAGAGCAACAUGCUGUUGACUCUGCAGGAUCGUAUCAGGGCACCGUGGUUUGGGGGAGCCAAAAAGGUCGCCACAGUUGAUGUUAUUCCCAUUGUUGUCCUUCCGGCAAUGCUGUAUACUGCUGCUAUCAGUCCCUACUGCUCAGUGGCAAUCUUCAUCACCAUGCUGGCCUUUCUCACUUAUAUGUACUUUUACCUGAGACGCACCUCGCCCAGGUCGAAGUUCUUUUUCCUGUGGGCCAUUUGGUCUAUUCUCUUCCUGUGGAUUCUCUUCGAGUCCACAGUUCCCAUGCUUGAACUCCUACCCGAGGAGAAUGUGGCCUUCCUACUUCUUCUAUCAGUUUCGCUUUUCUUCCUCUACAAAACCAAACAAUUCUCCCAGACAUGUCAGGCAACAGCCUAUCAUGAGCAAAGUGAUGAGGACUCGACAGUUCUUCUGAUCCAUGAUGAGCCGGAGGACCCAGAAAUGGGAGGAAAUUCCUGUCAAAUGUGCCGGAAGAGAAUUCCUCCACGCACUUUUCACUGCAUCCCAUGUCAGACUUGUGUUUUCCGCCAGGAUCAUCACAAUGUCUGGCUGGAUUGUUGCAUUGGUGCCUCCAAUCACAGAUACUACCUCCUGGGUUGCCUGUUCGGGCUCAUAACUCUCCUCUUUGGCUCCAAUCUCUCGCUCACAUCCAUCUGCCAUCCCUUCCUAAUCGCCAACGUCCUGGGUGUUCAUGUUCUGAUGCCUGACGACUGCAGCGAUGUCUAUGACCAAUAUGACAUCGCUGUUUGUUUCGUGGGAUCGAUCUAUGCCCUUUCAAUGGCCAUCUGCAUUGUCCUGGUGCUGCUUCAGCAGACCUUCUUCAUCUCUCGAGGAGUCACCGGCACAGAAUGGCGUCGUGGCGAGUUUACAGGUCAAAGAAGGCAUUGCUGGAACAAUUGGAAGAACUUCCUCUGUGGCACGCAACAUAAGUAGUCCUCUCCAUCAGAAUCCGGAAGGCAAAGGCUUGGAAGAUAUCCCACAUUGAAAGGUAGGAGUGUUCUUCAUAAGCUUUUUCAGUGAUCAUCCAGUUUCAAUUUUGAUAUUAAACAACAAAGAAUACGCUUAAAAAUUAAUGUAGAGUGAAUGAGGAUGAAAAGGGAUUAUUGAUAAAAAAAAAUAUUCCCUUAACAGAGUUGAUAAAGUUUACCAUGCAAAAUUUUCUAGAUAAAAUUGCGAUUUUAGCCUAUUCUUAAAAAAAAAUCUUUCUCAGUAGAAAAUUGAAAAUUUUAAAAACGUAAAAGAAAAAAAGUCAUGCAUGCUCAAAAAUUUAGAUGAUGCAUUAUUAAUAUGUAAUUAAAUGGAUUAAGUAUUUGAUUUUAUAAAAUAUUGUUCAAAUAAAUUGCCGCUUUCCCGCUAGAGGGAAUAAGAAUCGCGCAAAUGAUGAUGCCACACAGAUGCGUAUCACGUUUGAAAUGUGAUGAAAAAACCGAUGCUUAUUAAUUUAUUUCUCACAGUUCGGUUACGUCAUUUUCAUUACGUUUAUAAUUCUAUAAAAGCAUAAAAGCUACAAAUUUCUAGGUACAGUAGACUCUCGCUAAUUCGACUCUUUUAAGAUCGGGCUACUUUUUAAUUCGCGGGCGGCUGUUAAAUUCGAAAAAAGUUUGUUGACAUUUUCAAGUUUGAUUAUGAAUAUCAAUUGAAGCAAAUAUGCUCAAAUUUGCCAUGGUUUGUCUUAGUUUUGAUGUGAUUUUGCAUUAUUAAGGGAUUUUCAUGAAAUUUGCAGUAUGUAAAAUCAAUAUGUCGUCAGUUAAAUCAACAUUUGUCGUAACUUCAUUUUUGCGAUUUUGGGAUAUAUACAUAUUUAGAAUCGGCGUAAUUUUGUUUAUUAAACACACUUGAGAAAAAGAAACUUCUAUAAGCCCAUUAAAAAUUAUUUUAAACAAAAAUUAUCGUAAGUGCCCUUAAUUAAUAAAAAUUUAUCAAAAUUUGUCGUAACUUCCAUUUUUGGGCAAGUUACGACAAAUUUUCAUACAAAAUUUUCUCCAAUCACCAUUUGCUGUAACUUCUUUUGCUCGUUUGCGUGGCUUGUAAUUUGCAGCAAAAAUCUAAUAUUUCUCAUUAAAACGUUCACAAACUCUUCCAAAUAUCCAAAGACAGUGCGAAUAAUGCAACAUUAACUCAUUUUAAUUCAAUAUUUGUGAGAAAAAAUUAAGAAAAAAAUCCCUGCCCAUCUGUCAUUAAUUCAAAACAAAACAAGCGACACGGCGCGCAAAAUGAUUCAAUAAAAUUUAUGAAAUAAAAGCUUUUAGGGACAGUGAUAUGAGUUUAAUUGAUUAAUUUAGUCAAAUAAAAGUGCUUAUUAUCACUAAAGUAAUUGAAAUUGAUUUAAUACAUUUUUGAAAAUUGUCGUAACUUCCAAGAUUCCCAUACAUUGGAAGUUACGGCUUUAUAAACGAUGGAAGUUUCGAUAAAAUCUUAUUGUGUUUCAUCGAACAUAUAUCUCAAUAUCUCAGCUUUUAAAUCAUUUUAUAAAGAUUUUGUCGAUUUAACUUUCAGUUUAUUAGUGCCCCUUCUAUUAUUUUGACUCAAAAGUAUCGCAUUCGGGGCUCAUUUUUAAGAAAAAUAAUGCUGAACUGAAAAUUUCGUCUCCUGAAAAGUUAUCAAAAGGAAGUUACGACAAAUGCUGAUUUAACUGACGAUGUGUUUGCAGAUGAAUAAAAAUCGUUGCAUUUCAAAAAGUUUGUCGCCCGAAUUUCUGUCUAAUUCGGCUGACAUUUCGGUCCUAUAUGCCCGAAUUUGAGAGAGUCUACUGUAUUGCCAAAUUUCUACAAAAAUUACAAAGUUCUAGGUAGAUCUAUUCUAUAGCUUAAAGGAAUUUGAGCCUUUGAAGCCUUAGCUAAUCAGAGAACACUAUAGAGCUAAAAUAUUUUAUGGGAUUAAAUAUUCAUUUACAUAUUGAUAAUGCUUCAAGCAUAGAAAUUUUAUGAGUCAAAUUUAAAUAUUUGUGUUAA